GGCCAGACGCUAGCCGACACUGACAGGCACACUGCGCCGCAGAGCUAGCAUUAAAUACUGGUUUCAUUCAUCAAACUACUGCAAAGAUGCAGGAAUGGGCGAAUCAAUUAUGCGAGAAUCGACAAUUUGGAUCCAAGAUGACGGACUCAAAGUACUUCACCACUACCAAGAAAGGGGAGAUCUUUGAGCUCAAGGCAGAGCUAAACAGUGAUAAGAAAGAGAAGAAGAAGGAGGCUGUGAAGAAGGUCAUUGCAUCCAUGACAGUGGGAAAGGAUGUCAGUGCUCUCUUCCCAGAUGUUGUGAACUGCAUGCAGACGGACAAUCUGGAACUCAAGAAGCUGGUCUACCUCUACCUGAUGAACUAUGCAAAGAGUCAGCCGGACAUGGCCAUCAUGGCUGUUAACACCUUUGUUAAGGACUGUGAAGAUCCCAACCCUCUGAUCCGGGCCCUCGCUGUUCGCACAAUGGGCUGCAUCCGCGUGGACAAGAUCACCGAGUACCUGUGUGAGCCGCUGAGGAAAUGUCUGAAAGACGAAGACCCGUAUGUGAGGAAGACGGCCGCUGUGUGUGUCGCCAAGCUCCAUGAUAUCAACGCCCAGUUGGUGGAGGACCAAGGCUUCCUGGACACCCUUAAAGACCUCAUCUCUGACUCCAACCCUAUGGUUGUAGCAAACGCGGUGGCAGCGCUGUCUGAGAUAGCCGAGUCUCACCCCAACAGUAAUCUACUGGACCUGAACCCUCAGACCAUCAAUAAGUUGCUGACUGCUUUAAAUGAGUGUACAGAGUGGGGACAGAUAUUCAUUCUUGACUGCCUGGCCAAUUACACACCUCGAGAUGAUCGAGAGUCCCAAAGCAUCUGUGAGCGCGUGACCCCACGACUCUCCCACGCCAACUCUGCAGUGGUGUUAUCGGCUGUUAAAGUUUUAAUGAAGUUCAUGGAGAUGCUUCCCAAAGACUUGGACUACUAUGGCACCCUGCUUAAGAAGCUCGCCCCUCCACUGGUCACCCUCCUCUCUGCUGAGCCCGAGCUGCAAUACGUGGCUCUUAGAAACAUCAACCUCAUCGUACAGAGACGGCCGGAGAUCUUGAAACACGAGAUGAAGGUUUUCUUCGUAAAGUACAAUGACCCAAUCUAUGUCAAACUGGAGAAGCUGGACAUCAUGAUUCGCCUUGCAUCUCAAGCAAACAUCGCGCAGGUCCUGGCUGAGCUGAAAGAAUACGCCACAGAGGUGGACGUGGACUUUGUACGCAAAGCGGUCCGGGCGAUUGGCCGCUGUGCCAUCAAAGUAGAGCAAUCAGCGGAGCGCUGUGUCAGCACGCUGCUGGACCUCAUUCAAACCAAGGUCAACUAUGUGGUGCAGGAGGCCAUUGUGGUUAUCAAGGACAUCUUUCGCAAAUACCCCAACAAGUACGAGAGCGUUAUUGCCACGCUGUGUGAGAACCUGGACUCCCUGGAUGAGCCGGAGGCGCGUGCCGCCAUGAUCUGGAUCGUGGGAGAGUACGCGGAGCGCAUUGACAACGCCGAUGAGUUGUUGGAGAGCUUUUUGGAGGGUUUCCAUGAUGAAAGCACUCAGGUGCAGCUACAGCUGCUGACGGCAAUCGUCAAGUUGUUCCUGAAAAAGCCCACAGAGACCCAGGAGCUGGUGCAGCAGGUGUUAAGUCUAGCUACACAGGACUCUGAUAACCCAGACCUCAGGGACCGCGGCUACAUCUACUGGCGCCUGCUCUCGACAGACCCUGUGGCCGCCAAGGAAGUGGUUCUGGCUGAGAAGCCCCUGAUCUCUGAGGAGACGGAUCUGAUCGAGCCCACGCUGCUGGAGGAGCUCAUCUGCCACAUUGGUACUCUGGCCUCUGUCUACCACAAGCCUCCCAGUGCUUUUGUUGAGGGCAGCCGUGGAGUUCAGCACAAGAGACUCCCCGGCAGUGCUGGAUCUGGCGAGAGUGUUGAGAGCCCAGAUCCAGGUGCUGCUGCCACUGAGACACCUCCUGCCGUCAUCCCAUCCCAGGGAGACCUCCUCGGAGAUCUGCUUAAUCUGGACCUGACGCCUACUACCACUACUGGACCACCACCACCCACCACCUCCGGCAUGCAGAUGGGGGCUAUGGACCUUCUCAGCGGCGGACUGGACAGCCUGAUGGGGGAUGAGUCUGAGCCGCCGCCCAUUCCCCUGCGGACGGACACUCGUCACUCACCUCAGCUCCCUCAUCAGUCCCCAUCGCCCCCAGAUUACAGCCCCACUGAGCUUGGUGGAGACAUUGGAGGAAAUCCUGCUAUGGGGGCUGCUUUCGGUGCUGCACCAGCUACCAUGCCAGCCUCUUUCAACGCCCCUGGUAGCGGCGGUCUGGAUGACCUGUUUGACCUCGGAGGUGGAGUUGGAAUGCCCAUGGGGGCCCUCAACCCCCCUAAAGCAGUCUGGCUUCCGGCCAUGAAGGCCAAGGGUUUGGAGAUAUCGGGCGUCUUUGUCCGCCGUGCUGGGGUCAUCCAAAUGGAGAUGACCCUCACCAAUAAAGCUAUGAGUGUCAUGACUGAUUUUGCCAUCCAGUUCAACAGAAACAGCUUUGGUCUCGCUCCGGCUGGUCCCCUUCAGAUUCUCACUCCUCUUAGUCCUAACCAGAGUAUUGAAGCGGCCCUUCCUCUCAGCACUGUGGGACCCGUCCUGAAGAUGGAGCCUCUGAACAACCUGCAGGUUGCUGUUAAGAACAACAUUGACGUAUUCUACUUCAGCUGCCAGUACCCCAUCAGCAUGCUGUUUGUGGAGGACGGGAAGAUGGAGCGGCAGGUGUUCCUCGCCACAUGGAAAGACAUUCCUAAUGACAACGAGUCCCAGUUUCAGAUCAAAGACUGCCAUCUCAACUCAGAUGCCGCCUCCAACAAACUGCAGAGUAGCAACAUCUUCACCAUAGCCAAGCGCACGGUGGAGGGUCAGGACAUGCUGUAUCAGUCCAUGAAGCUCACCAACGGCAUCUGGGUGCUGGCCGAGCUGAGGGUGCAGGCAGGAAACCCAAACUACACGAUCUCUUUGAAGUGCCGAGCUCCAGAGGUCUCCCAGUGCGUUUUCCAGAACUACGAGGCGGUGCUGAAGAACUGAAAGCCUCCCCACAUCGACCCGGCCUCAGACUCCUGGCACCUUCCCUCCCCAUCAACCUCACCCACCAACCAUAUUGCAAACUAAUGCAGCGCCAUGUCCCCUUCCUGCCGCGUUGGCGCUCUGUCUGUCAAUCCAGCUGUUUGGGAUGAUUUUGGUCCAUCGCUGUUUUGUUUUUUCGACUGCAGAGAAUCCUGGUUCACUGCCUUGGUUUGCAAUAUCCUGUUUCUAACACACAAGAUUGGGUUUCAGGACGUUAUCCUCUGAUAUAUUUCCUGAAUGAUCACUUUCAUAUUAUUGGUCUUCAACUCUGUGAUGGCUGGUAUUUUUUUGGAGACAGACUGCUGUAUUCCUGUGACUGACUGUUUUCUCUGCGUGAGGCUUUUUAAUCAUUAUCAAGCCCCUCUUCUUUGCCAUUUGGAGUCUAGUUUUAGCGUCUGCAAUCAGCAUCCGAAUCGUCACGGUCUGCAUAUUUAUUAAAGGUACCUCAAGAAAAAAAGCUUUAACUUUCUUCACCCCAUACCAUGUGUGAAGUGGCCGUAGAAAAGACACACACAUACUUACAAACUGCAUUACAGUUGUCUUUGUCUUUCUCUACGGCUUUCCUUGGUGUCUGUGGAUCCCUAAAGGCAGACUGUGUGCCGUGUGCGUGGAAGACGUUUGUUGGUGUGCGGUUCUUCUUAAUUUUCCAUCAAUUUCUGGAAGUCUUAGAGCGGCGGUCCUCUACCGCAUCCUGUUUUUCCUAGUCUUAUCCGGUUUGAUGUGUGUGUGCGUCUCUAUCACUUUCCCUCUGACGCAGCCGGUUGAGUACCGCGGCCACCUUUUUAGAUGAAGGAUCGCGUUUUAAACGUACAAUGCCGUGGCUUGUGAUACAUAAGUAUACAUGUAGGUAGCACAUUCAGUGUCCCUGUCCCACCUAGAGACCGGCACAGAUUAAUUGGAUUCCUGUUUCCGAGUCGUUACACUGAGGGCCUUAUUAUCGCCUCCCCAGGAUGUGUCCGUCCACGCAGACAGCUGGUAGAGAUCACAACAGAUGUGGCUGUGCAUCCUGAGGAGCACGCGGUUCGUGUGGUGAAGGCUUAUUAAUUUGAAAUGCUGUAAAAUUUAAAAUCUUAUGUUAAUCUGUGAGAAUUUCAUUAACAUGAUUUUGUCAAUUGUGUGUACAUGAAAAGAACUAUUAAAAGUCUUGAUAAAUUCACAGAA
Gasterosteus aculeatus aculeatus (three-spined stickleback) is the source of this 4289-nucleotide messenger RNA. RefSeq names its product adaptor related protein complex 1 subunit beta 1 (gene ap1b1). Gene Ontology annotation, molecular function: clathrin binding. Gene Ontology annotation, biological process: intracellular protein transport; vesicle-mediated transport. Gene Ontology annotation, cellular component: membrane coat; clathrin adaptor complex. NCBI's taxonomy places the organism in Eukaryota, Metazoa, Chordata, Actinopteri, Perciformes, Gasterosteidae. The record is from RefSeq and is a predicted model, not a curated record.